AUGCGCGUCCUAUCUUCUACAUCGUUCCCUUCUCGACUCGCCUGCCCCGCGACCUUUUUCAGGGCGCGCACUAUCUCCUCUUUCUCGAAAGCUCGAUGCUUCCACCAAACCCGCGCGAACGAUAAAGAUCUCGCGAUCUUCAAAAACAGCCUGCAGAGAACACUCGAUGCCCAUCGGUCUUCAAAUCAAGCCAGUAUAAUACGUCGAAUCCCCAGUCAAGUAGACCCCAAGGACACGCCAGAGGAUGCUACAAAAUCCCAGGAUCCGUUGGUCGUACCGCCGACCGCAGGUAUAACUUCGCGACUCUCUGCAGCCCGGAGAGGUUCCAAGAGAAAAUCCCGCUCCUCGGGCAAAGAUGUCUCGCCUUCGCAGCCUACAAACUUGCAUCGGCCCGUACAGUGGGUCCCUGACCCCCAGCGCGACCGAUCAGAACAGUGUCCUUGGCUGAACAAUUUGGAUCCAGCCCACGCUUUCGGCGAUGGCCUCUCGCAGCUUGAUGCGGAGAUAUGCGCGCUCGAGAAAUACGUGGCGCCCACACUGCCAGAGGAAAGGCAGGUCCAUCGGAUUGCCGCGGAUAUGUCUCAGUUAUUGGAAGGGACUGUGCCCCAUGCACCCCUGAUAAUCGGAUCAUGGCAAACUGGAUUUGCUAUGGGUCACUCGAGUCUGGACCUCCUUCUUCCCAUUCCAGACGCAGUACGUUCCAUCGAAAUUAUUCGAAAGCCAAGCGCUACCCGCCCAAAGGCCCUCACUCUACGUCGGGGCCUGCUACGCGAUGUCAACGAUAUACUCCAGAACUGCCCCCUCUUCACCGGUCGGGUAGAUCUAUCAAUCGAGCGGAGCCGCAUCACCGCUGUCGAGGGCCGUACUGGACUCCAGAUGCACAUCUAUUGCGGUGAAGGGUUACCUCCAAUUCUUGAGUAUGUCAGAGACUACCGUGCGGAGUACCCCUCGCUUCGGCCUCUCUACAUGACGGUACGGCUUAUCUUGGAAUCCCAAGGCUUGUAUGGCUCUCGUAUAUCGUCCAUAGGGUCAGAACCACUUCUUAUGCUUGUCGUGGCUUUUCUGAAGAUGAACCAUGGCCGAUUUCGACGAUCGGACGGCCUGGGUGAGAGUCUCCUUGCAUUCCUCCGCAUGUACGGUACACAGGUCGAUCUCACAACCACCGGGGUCUCUGUUGACCCUCCUACUCUGUUUAAUGCGGAGACCCUCAAGCUAGCCAGCCGAAUGUACAGUCCAGAUAAUCUACCUGCCCAUAUACGUGGCCAACGUUCUAUAAUGAACCUGAGGAGAACUGCCGCGAUCAGAGGCAACGUGACUACCGCUACACGGCUAUGCCUACAAGAUCCAACCAACUACAUGGACGACUUGGGUCGUACCUGUAUACAGACCAGGGGGCUCCAGUCCGCCUUGGCGAGCGCCUACGAGCGCCUCAGCACAACCCUUAAUAAUUGGGAGAAAGACAGGCCUAGUGAACCGGUUUCUAGCCUGCUGGGCAUUGCCCUCCGAGCGAACUUCGAUGAUUUCGAUGAUGUGCGUCGCCAGCGUACUUUGGGAGAAUGA
Molecule: messenger RNA, 1560 nt
Organism: Aspergillus heteromorphus CBS 117.55
Lineage: Eukaryota; Fungi; Ascomycota; Eurotiomycetes; Eurotiales; Aspergillaceae
Exons: 1
Coding region: 1-1560 (519 amino acids)
Biological process (GO): RNA 3'-end processing
Cellular component (GO): nucleolus; TRAMP complex
Molecular function (GO): poly(A) RNA polymerase activity; mRNA binding
Source: RefSeq, a predicted model, not a curated record